Cylindrotheca closterium is the source of this 2304-nucleotide messenger RNA. The record is from the annotation of a GenBank genome assembly. Lineage: Eukaryota; Bacillariophyta; Bacillariophyceae; Bacillariales; Bacillariaceae.
AUGAUCAUCCAUCCGAUAGAGGAUACCAUCCAUUCUUCUCCGUACUCAAACCAACAAGAACAAUGUCCUGAGGUCCAAUUGCUCCAGCGUUUAGUUUGGGUUCAGUACCAGUCAUAUUGGUGGCCUGCACUACUGUUUCAAGACUAUUCCGAGCUUCAAGACUUUGUCGCAGAUGAAAUGGACCCGAUAAUGAAGGCGCAGAUGGCAGUGGCAAUCAUGCGACAAUUGAAACAAAGAAUGAAUACAAAAGUUGCCAGGCUACUUGGCAAGUCAACAAUCGAAGUUGUGGAAAUCACAACCAAAUAUCAUGAAUUUUACAUCAAGCUCCCUGAAUUCCUUCCAAAAGCAAUCGACAGGCCACGAUAUGGCAGAGAAACUCAGCUCUUCUUGGAUAUGCACAGAGCCUUGGAUCAAGUAGAAGUUAUCAUCAGUGAGAUCACGGAAAAACCAUUCUCCUUACUUCCUGGGAUGGGGUCUAUAACUUGGCUACAAAAAGCGCAAGCACAAGUUGCCAAACGUGAAUUCAGAAUGGAUAAGGGAGCCUGUACAUACUAUCCUGAACUACGGGAUAAAACAAAAGGCGACACUUCAAUCAGUCCAGUAGCACAGGAACGCCCAAUGGCUGACCUCAUACAAUCACAACAGAGCCCGAUUCCUUCACAUAUCCAACAACAAUUCCAUCGUGGUGGUCGUGACGCGUCAAAUCAAGACCAGAUGCUUCAACAAUACCAAGCUCUUUCGAAACUAGCACACGAUCAUUCCGAUGACCAAUCGGUAGAAUCCAUGUUUUCAACAGGCGUUGUUCCUCCCGAGCGCACUUCUUCGGGAAAAGCAGUUAGGGCAAUCAAACACAUUGACAGCGCUUCCACGAAACUGAAAAGCAAUCGAACGAAACAUUCGGCUGACAAACGAAUAGGACGAAAGUCAAUGCCCAGCAUACAAGAGCAGCGAGUGGAAGGGAGAGACGAAAUGGCUUCGCGCACUCAUAGAAUAACGUCUGAUUCACGAAGGGAGACGACCGCACCUGAAACGACGAGCCUACGGAAAAUUGGUGGACGAGUCAGAGCACCACUAGCCCGUCAGACAAAAGCUGGAAUUCGACGUCCACCAAUGACAUUAGCAAAGGAAAUGAACCGUGUUGCCGUUCCAACUAAGUCCCAUGACGGGCACAUUCGACGGGUCCAAGAAUACCUACUUCAUCAACAAAUGUCGGUUACUAGUGACCAUGCUGACGAAGCUGAGGCAUGCAUCGAUGCUACUGACGGUCAUCAUCAUCAUCAACAACAAAUAUUGCCAAUUGCAACGCCCGUGAGUCAGGAUGAUUCGAGUUCUGAGGCAUCGAGGAACAAUAGUAUCCGUUCUAGGAACAAUAUCCGUCAAAAUGAUCAUGCUGGCAAUGUGAUUCAGAUGUCAGAUCAGUCUGACAUGCAAGAUGACCCCCCUCGACCAAAACGUGGUGCUACCAACAAAAUACUACGGCAUGGUCCACCCAGGCCAAGUCCAAGUGAGGAAAGGGAAGAACCUACUGGAGAUUCCUUUAGCAAUGGAACAGAUGCUACAUCCAUAGUGGACCAUCGAACAGCAACGACAUCCCAAUGUUCUCAUAGGAGGAGGCGCCAGACGGGGGAUCUGGAAUCUGCAGCCAUAUCCUCCAGCAACUUUGACGACUAUCUCUCACAGACAGAAAAAACGCUCGAGCUCUUAAUCAAGAGAGAGAGAAGUAGCUUACAAAAGCAGCUGCAACGUGGAUCCCAGCGAAGAUCUGCGGAACGACACUACAACAAUGGUGGGCGUGAUCACCAAAGGUCAAGGAGCGGUUGUCGAAGAUCAACAGAGCAACGACUACUAGACCCCAGUGGGUUCUUUGAUGGUUGUUUUCUUGCUGAUGAAGACCAAUAUGAACCAUCUGUGGCUACGUCCUAUGCUGACGAUACGACAGCAUCGAUUGAGAUUCUUCCAGGUCUGGAAGGUGACGAUAUCAUUCCUGGUCUGUCGGCUAGAAUCAACAGGAUGAUGGCCGAUAGGGGGUUUAUUUUCAGUCAAGAGCGACCAAGAGCCGCCAAGGCCCAUCAUAGUCGCAAAAACAAGACUGUUCCAAUUGAAAUCUUACCAGGAUUGGAAGGAGAUGACAUUGUGCCAGGCCUGAAUUCGGAGAUCAACAAGUUGAUUGCAAAGAAGGGUUUCUUUUCCCGCCAAGACGUUCUGAACCUGAUUGAAGAACUAGAAGAGCCAGAUGAUGAGAGCAUUUCUAUCAAUUGCUUCGAUGAGUUUACUCGGCAAAGAGUACGGGAUAAAAAGCGCUAA